Molecule: messenger RNA, 868 nt
Organism: Acanthisitta chloris (rifleman)
Lineage: Eukaryota; Metazoa; Chordata; Aves; Passeriformes; Acanthisittidae
Gene: RNF212
Product: ring finger protein 212
Exons: 11
Biological process (GO): reciprocal meiotic recombination; protein sumoylation; homologous chromosome pairing at meiosis
Cellular component (GO): synaptonemal complex
Molecular function (GO): SUMO transferase activity
Source: RefSeq, a predicted model, not a curated record
AUGGCUCUGCCGGUUUUCUGCAACUCGUGCUUCAGCCAGCCCCGCAAGCCCAGCCCGAGGUUCAGCCUCACGAGCUGCGGCCACGUCCUCUGCGAGCUGUGCCUCCAGAAAGGCAAAAAAGAUGAAUGUUUGAUCUGCAGAACUCCUUGUCGUAUGUUAGUCCUUUCUAAACAGACAAGUCCUGAUAUUCAAUCACUGUUCAUGGGAAUAGAUACGUUAUGCAAGAAGUAUUCAAAAGAAAUAACACAGAUUUCAGAAUUUCAAGAAAAACAUCGUAAGCAUUUAUUAGCAUACAACAGACAAAAGACAGCAAAGCUGGAAGAAUCUCUCAAGAAAGUAACACAACAAAUACAUCAGAUGCAAUGUGUGAAACCUUCGGAGCAAACUACACAACUCCCAUUUCCCAGUACAAGCAGAAAUUCACUUUCCAUUCCUUCAAGAUCACAGAAUGGUUAUUCUUCAUAUUCUCUUCGUUCUAGUCAUCCUUCCAGCUCUGAAAUGUUGGAGUCAAUGGAGAUUGAUUCUGUACCUUCACCAAUGAGGAAACCCGAGACACCGACCGGUCCAACAAGAUUAUCUGUGAUAAGUCCUCCACAGGAUGGACGUAUGGGUAGUGUAUCCUACAGAAGUUCUCAGUCAUCGGUAAUAAUGUCAAAUCAAAACAGUAGAGCAGGAUCUACAAGAGCCACACCUGUAGGACUACCACAUAGUGGAUGUUCAUCAUCAUCUGGAUCACAAAGUAGUAGAAGGGGAUCAUGGGCUGAUUUCAGAACCCCUGAGCUGUAUCCAUUUACAUCACCUUCCCCACAGCCAUCUAUAACAAGACAUCCGAUCACCCUCUCUGGACUUCUGCAAAGGCAACAUUUAG